AUGCCUGUUGAAGUAAAUGGUAGUAGAGUUGACAUUAUGGUAGAUAGUGGGGCCACAAUUUCCACUGUUAAAGCUGAUGAGCAUGUAUGUACACCAACACCUAAUUUUGUCACCACCGUGGGUGUUUCCGGCGUUCCUGUUGUUGAGCCACUAUCACAGAGAGCUAAAAUAACUGUUGAAGGUUCAGAUGUGCAACAUUCUUUCCUGAUUUCUGAGAAAAGUCCAAUUAAUCUCAUGGGACGAGAUUUACUUUGCAAGCUACAUGCCACCAUUCAAUGCACACCUGAUGGAUUGUUUUUAAGCCUACCUGAUGUGAAGGCUGCUCAUGCAUUUCAGUUUUUGAAAACUAUUGCUGAUUGUUUGUAUUGUUGGUCAUUGACUGAUUUUAACAUGGCUUCCAGUUUCACAGUAUCUAGCAUUCAAAAAAUUGCUCAAAUUUCACCAGCAUGUGCAACACAGAUGUCUGCCAUGAGGCCUGUACUACAGUGUCACUGUACAGCAGCAUUUAACCCCCCAGAGGUGUACAAACAAUUAGCUGAUGUGUUUUUGAAUACACAAGAGGGGUUGGAGUGUGAACAAUGUUUGUUUGUUGGUCCACAGGGAUGUGCAAUUCCAAUUCGGUUAUCUGACGCACAGCGCAAAUUGGUUAAUGAUAAAGAUUCAUUUCCAUACAUCACUGUAGCUGUCUCUCCUGGCUGUGACCCACAACAGCUUGAAAGCAUGGUGGCACAGUGCCAGGCAUUGAGAGGAGCUGCGCAGACUCCUCAAACUCAAACAAUAACACACUUGGGCCUUGAGCUGUACAUGUUAUCUUUAACUGAGCACAUCCAGCUACCUCAGAGUAGGUUUGUUUUGCAACAACCACCCCUCCCCACACAGUAUGGGCCUCCAUCAGAGCUUUCAGAGGUUCCAUCUAUUUUAUGGGCUAAACAUAAAAACCAUGUGGGUUUUGUGAAUUCGGCUCCACCUCACGAAGUCACACUCAAACCUGGUGCUAAACUACCAAUGGUCAGGCAAUACAAUUUGCCACACAAGUCAAUUGCUGGUAUUGAAGGUGUAAUUCAGUCUUUACUGGAUCAAGGUGUGUUGGUUCAAACAACAAGCCCAUGUAACACACCCAUUUUACCCAUUCCAAAAGCAAACCGCCCAGAUGAAUGGCGUUUUGUACAAGAUUUGCAAGCUAUUAAUAGCAUUGUAGUGCCAACAGCUCCAAUUGUGCCAGACACAAAUUCGAUUUUAGCUUCACUACCAUCCAACUCAACACACUACACAGUCAUUGAUUUGAGUUCAGCUUUUUUCUCAAUCCCGUUGCAUCCAGAUAGCCAGUAUCUGUUUGCAUUCACAUUCAAAGGAAAACAGUACACCUGGCAGCGUUUGCCUCAGGGUUUUGUCGAGAGUCCUACAGUUUACGCAGCAGCAGUGAAACGGGACUUGGAUGACCUCCACUUUCCAGGGGGCUCCACUCUCCUACAGUAUGCAGAUGACCUCCUGAUAGCUUCACCAUCACAGGAAGCUUGUCGAACGGACUCCAUCUUGCUCCUACAGAGACUAGCUGAGUGUGGUCAUAGAGCAUCACUUGCCAAACUGCAAUUUUGUCGGUCUGAGGUGACAUACUUGGGUCAUGUUUUGAAAAAUGGACAGCGCCUGUUGUCACCGGAGAGGUUGAAACUGCUGGUUAACAUGCCUCCUCCCACAACCAAGAAACAAAUGCUCUCGUUCUUGGGGAUGGCGAAUUAUUGCAGACAUUGGAUCUUUGAGUAUGCUGCUAUGGACUCUGUUUUGCGAAACGCCACACUGCAAUCAGCUCCUCCCAAGGUGCAGUGGACUGAGGACAUGAACAAAGCUUUUCAGGACCUGAAACAUGCUCUCACCUUGGCUCCGGCAUUGGGGCUGCCGGACUAUCAUCAGCCGUUCCAUCUGCAUGUACAUGAACGAGAUGGCUUUGCUACAGGCAUUCUCGUGCAAAAACAUGGGUCUCAUUACCGUCCAGUUGCGUACUACUCCUCUCGACUAACCCCUGUGGUUCUUGGCAUGCCAGGUUGCUUAAGAGCGGUGGCCGCCGUUGCCAUCAUGAUUGAGAAAUCUUCUCCAAUUGUACUGGCUCAUGACUGUGUUGUGCACGUUCCACAUGCAGUACUUCACAUCUUGAACACAUCUGCUACCCAACACAUGACAGCUGCACGUCGUUCAGGCUAUGAAGCAAUCAUUCUUCAUAGUCCACACAUCACUUUAAAACGCUCACCUCCAUUGAAUCCAGCUACUCUCCUUCCAUUGAUUGACACAGAUGAUGAGCAUGAUUGCAUCACAACUAUUGACCUGUGUACAUCCCCAAGGCCAGACUUGUUGCAGACACCAAUACCCAAUUCUGAUUUGAUUUUUUACACUGAUGGUUCAGCUAGCAGACCAUCUGAUAGCACACAUCUAGCUGGCUAUGCAGUAGUUAACGAUUGGGGGGUAGUAGAGGCAAAAGCACUGCCUCCAGGUACCUCUGCUCAAGCAGCAGAACUGUAUGCUCUAACUAGAGCGUGUAUUCUUGCUUCUGGUAAGGUGGCUACUAUUUACACUGACUCAAGAUAUGCAUUUGGCGCUGCUCAUGAUUUUGGCCAGUUAUGGAAGAUGAGAGGUUUUGUGUCAUCUUCUGGAAAACCACUACAGCAUCACACUUUGGUUAAUGACCUGUUAGAUGCUAUUUUGCGCCCAUCUCAGCUUGCAAUCAUCAAAUGUGCUGCUCACACGAAUGGAACUGAUCCUGUUUCACGAGGAAAUGCAAUGGCUGACACUGCAGCCAAACAAGCGGCACUUUCCUCUCCCUCUUUGGUACUUCAAUGUGCCUCCACACAACCUACCAAUCCAAUUCCAGUUCCUUCCGCUAAUGAUGUCGUGACAAUGCAAAAUCACGCUGAUGACAGGGAGCGAAGUCUUUGGUUGCGUAAAGGUUGUAAAGUUGACGCGGAGUCUGGCUUGUGGCUCCACCCUGAUGGUCGACCGGUUUGCCCUCGAGCUCUCCUUCAUGUACUGGCACGUGUGACGCAUGGUCCAGCGCAUGUUGGAAGAGGGGUGAUGAAUGAUGUUAUUCGCUCACAGUGGUUUGCUCCAGGCAUUACUCAAGUUUCACAAACACUUGUGGAUAGUUGUAUGAUAUGUCAACAGACCAGAAAAAAGAAUAGCACAGUGAAACAUGACCACUUAGAACCCCCAUCAGGUCCUUUUGUAAAUAUGCAAAUAGAUUUUGUACAUAUGCCAAGCUCACAAGGCUUCAAAUACUUGCUAGUCAUAACCGACAGGUUCUCGAAGUGGGUAGAAGCUUUUGCAACGAAAAAAGAAGAUGCAAGAACAGUUGUAAAGUGUCUGCUAAAAGAGGUAAUCCCUAGGUACGGAGUGCCGCAGGGAAUAGAUAGCGACAGAGGUCCAGCUUUUGUGUCAAAAAUCACUCAGGGACUGUCAGAAAUCUUAGGAUUUAAGUGGCAGUUACAUGUUCCUUAUCAUCCACAGAGUUCAGGUCAAGUUGAGAGAAUGAAUGCAACUAUCAAAGACAGAUUGACCAAAACAGUCCUAGCCACAGGCCUGAAAUGGCCUGAUGCACUGCCGAUUGUGCUGUACUCCAUUCGGAGUGCACCAAGUGCAACUACAGGACUGAGUCCUCACGAGGUGCUGAUGGGAAGACCAAUGUCCACAGGGACAAGUCCCCCACUGACACCACACAAAGCUACUCUGCUUUGGACGGAUGAGUUCAUGACUGAGUAUGUGAAAAGACUAACAGAGAUUUUGAGAAAGUAUCAUUUACAGGUGGCUGACAGACUCCCCAAACCAUCGGAAGAACCAAUUCAUUCCUUUCGAGAAGGUGACCUGGUAUUAAUCAAAUCUCUGGAAAAAGUGUCUUUGUCUCCUAGGUGGAAAGGUCCAUACCAGGUGCUGCUGACUACUAGGACGGCCCUGAAGGUCGAAGGCAGAGCAGAAUGGAUCCACGCCACAAGGUGCAGACUGGCCCCCCCAACCACUGGCGGAGGAGAGCAGAGCCCUGGCAGGUAACCGGAUGGUUACUCCUUUUUUCUCUCCUGUUUAGUAGGUUCGGGCAGGGGACAGGUCAAGUCGGUCCAAAUGAGAGAGAGACAGGAGUCUCUCUGAUUCCAGGCGAAGGAGAGCGGAAAGGCUUUCCUUCUCAUGACACAGUCGGUGCCAUGAACCCAGUGCCCCAUGGACAGGGGCGCCCUUUGCAGAAUGAUCCAGAAAAUGCAGACCAAGAGCCAGAUCUUGGACAUACGGACAAAUCAAUGAGCCCAUUGGGACUCUACAACACUUUACUUUUUCUCGAGGUAGAUGGCGGUGGUCUACAUAUGAUAAAACACUGUUUGAGACGAAGCAGAGUUCAUCCACGUCGACGAAGAGGAUCACUCCAGGAGGAUGGAUUCCACAUCACCAUGCAUCGUAUGUGCUAGUAACCUCUCCAUGGUGAUGGCCCUCUACUGUACGCAAAGUGCAUGGGUUGAAGACUUCACUUUGUGAUUGAUUUGUUUUAUUGUUAUGAUGUAAUCAAAUGUUUGUAUGACUCCCCUUUAAGUUGCUAGGAUUUCAUCUAGUAAGAGGCAGGAAGUGUCUUGUCUUAGGUUGUUUGCGCAUGUGACUGGUGACCUCUGUCAAUGACCUCCUUUAACGCUUUGGUGUUCUAGGAGAUCUUCUUUGAGGAUUUGCCUCACUACUGCCCCUGGUGGUUGGAAGACAGAACUCAUGGGUCACAUGACAGUUGUUUUAAAGGGGUACAUAAGAGGGGUUUUUUAUCUAAUUUACUGAUUGUUUGCUUUUAUUGUUAUUGCAUUAUGUGUUUAAAUGAUUAUGUGUUUUGAUGAUUUUACUUUUGAUUUUGUUCAAUGCAAUUGUUGAUUCUUGUAUUACUUUUGUGUGAGAAUUGUUAUCUGUUGUGCGGAUGUUGUUUCUACUCUGUUUGUGCCCUUACAGUCCACCAGUCCAGUCAUAAAUUGGUAAUUUGUAUUGAUCUUUUGAUCAAUAAGAGGGGAUUGUUAUGGAUAUUCCAUAACUGACCAGGACAACAGAAUGUCAAGCUGUACUCCUCUGUUCUCUCAAACAGAAGAUAACACAUGUUGUUUAAUAAAC
Molecule: messenger RNA, 5109 nt
Organism: Thunnus maccoyii (southern bluefin tuna)
Lineage: Eukaryota; Metazoa; Chordata; Actinopteri; Scombriformes; Scombridae
Product: protein NYNRIN-like
Exons: 1
Coding region: 1-4029 (1342 amino acids)
Biological process (GO): DNA integration; proteolysis
Molecular function (GO): aspartic-type endopeptidase activity; RNA-DNA hybrid ribonuclease activity; nucleic acid binding
Source: RefSeq, a predicted model, not a curated record